This is a messenger RNA of Paramormyrops kingsleyae, 1350 nucleotides long. RefSeq names its product ras-related protein Rab-26-like. NCBI's taxonomy places the organism in Eukaryota, Metazoa, Chordata, Actinopteri, Osteoglossiformes, Mormyridae. Gene Ontology annotation, molecular function: GTP binding; GTPase activity. The record is from RefSeq and is a predicted model, not a curated record.
UUUCGCGCGUGGCCUCGCCUCGUCGCUAUUGGUCGCGGCUGGCUGAGGCCUCUCGGUGAUUGGACGGCACGGCGCCUCGAGCCAGCUGUCAAUAUUAAGGAACCCAGCAUCAGCUUUACCAUCACAGACGAACAGCGGCAGUAGGCGCAGAUACGAGAAAGCUGCGCUAAAGUGAGCGGAGAGCCGGGGGGACUGUACACACACAUUGGCAAUUAAACGAAAAUGAGUAAGACAUCCAUAGCUAUGGUACUGACUCACAGAUGAAAACUUGAGAGUGAAAACUAGUAGGUUUUAUUUGUAAAACCCGUAAAAGUAUUCAGGGGAAAAAAACAAUCGCGAAGCUGUUUAAUUUUAAACGCUUAUAGCUGUCGAACAAGUACAUCGUUACCGGGCUAAACAUCUCACCAGAAGCUUCGACAGAGCGUCGGUCUCGCUUGGAAAAAUGUCCAGAAAAAAGACCGUGAAAGGCAAAAGUAGCACUAGCAGCCCGACAGCAGCCGCCUCGAAGAGCAAAGAAAAUGGGAAGCCGGGGGAAAGCAUCUCCACGCCCGAGAUAACGUCCAAUGGAACGGUGCACCCCAGCCGGCCCUCUCUGAGCAACAGCAGCGAGUUUUAUGAUCUCGCUUUUAAGGUCAUGCUGGUGGGAGACUCUGGGGUGGGGAAGACCUGCCUGUUGGUGCGCUUCAAGGACGGCGCCUUCCUGGCUGGGAGUUUCAUCUCCACAGUGGGGAUCGACUUCAGGAAUAAAGUCUUGAACAUCGACGGCAUGAAGGUGAAGCUGCAGAUUUGGGACACCGCUGGACAGGAGCGAUUCCGGAGCGUCACGCACGCCUACUAUCGGGACGCGCACGCUCUUCUGCUGCUGUAUGACGUCACCAACAAAACCUCGUUUGACAACAUCCAGGCCUGGCUGACAGAGAUCCAUGAGUACACCCAGCAGGACGUGGUGCUGAUGCUUCUGGGAAACAAGGCGGACGCCACGCAUGAAAGGGUGGUGAAGCGGGAGGAAGGAGAGAAACUGGCCAAGGAUUUCGGCGUGCCCUUCAUGGAGACCAGCGCCAAGUCGGGGCUCAACGUGGAGCUGGCUUUCACCGCCGUGGCCAAGGAGCUGAAGCACAGGUCCAUGAAAGACCCCAACGAGCCCAAGUUUAAGCUCCAGGACUACGUCAACAAGGAGAUGCAGACCUCCGGGUGCUGCCACUCCUAGACCUUUCCCCGAGAGUGUUCUGCUGGGGGUGGGGCAGAGCGUGUGUGUAUGUGUGUGGUCCCUGUGUGUGUGUGGGGUCACGUGUGUGUGUGUGUGGUACCUGUGUGUGUGUGUGUUAUCCCCGUGUGUGUGGGCCCCCUGUG